Molecule: messenger RNA, 989 nt
Organism: Brassica napus (rape)
Lineage: Eukaryota; Viridiplantae; Streptophyta; Magnoliopsida; Brassicales; Brassicaceae
Product: probable calcium-binding protein CML48
Exons: 5
Coding region: 142-813 (223 amino acids)
Molecular function (GO): calcium ion binding
Source: RefSeq, a predicted model, not a curated record
AGCACUUUAAAAAUGGAAGAAUUGAAAAAGAAGUGGAAUCAUAAUCUUAUCAGAAUCAGUCCCUCUUUAACCUCUAAACAUUUGAAACAAAAGCAAUAACCAAAAACUUUUCUGAAUCCAAGAAUCUUUAUCGUAUCAUCAAUGGCGUACGCACCGUCAGCACCGGAGCUUCCAGAAUCGUUCGGGCAGCAGGUUGACGAGGAAGCUAGAUACACUUACGCGUAUCCAUACGGUCAACCAACGAACCAACUCGGAUCUUCCGGAAUGUUUUCACCCGAAACGCAUCCGGACAUCGUGAGGAGCUUCGAGUCGGCUGGCGGAAACCGGAGCGGAUUCCUCGAUGAGUCGGAGCUUCGGCAUGCGUUGUCGUUUUCUGGAUACGAAGGAAUCAGUAACAGAACGAUUAGGUUCCUCUUGUUCAUUUACAAGAGCCCUGGAGAAUCUCUGCUACGACUUGGUCCUAAGGAGUAUGCUGAGUUGUGGAAUUGCCUUGCUCAAUGGCGUGCCAUGUUUGACAGGUACGAUAGGGAUAGAAGUGGAAAGAUGAAUGCAUUAGAGCUCAGAGACGCUUUCUAUCAUCUCGGUUACAUGCUUCCAACCUCUGUUCUCCAGCUUAUUAACUUAUCUCAGUUUGAUGAUGGGACUGGCAACACUGUCGACCUCUGUUUUGACAGAUUCCUCGAAUGUGGGAUGACUGUGAAGAGUUUGACUGAGAAGUUCAAAGAGAAGGACCCCGGUUACACAGGCUACGCAACGCUCUCUUACGAUGCUUUCAUGUCGAUGGUCAUUCCCUUCAUUACCUCAUAUGACUAAUGGUCUUAUCUUCUUUAAAAAAAAAUCUCAGCUUCAAGUUGUACAUUUGAUAAUGGGGUUUGUGGUUACCGACUAGGAGUGAAAUCAAACUGGUGAUUAGGAAAAAAUGUUAGCUGUGGAAGAGAAAUAAAUGAAAGUUGUAAUGAUUAUAAAUAAGAAACAAAAGUGGUUUAACU